UUCAUUUCGGCGUCCAUCUGGUCGAGUUCUGGUUUUGGUUCAUUUCUUGGUCUUCGGCCAAUAAUGGGCAACACAUAUCACUGCUUGACGUUUUCUCUGGUCGUCCUGCCCUCGGUCUUGCUUACGGCGUAUUUCUUUGCGCAAUUUCCGCGUCUGCCCCAGUCAUUCCACGUCUAUCCGUCUCUCGCCAGUUUGCCGCCGUCCAGCCGGUCAUGGAGUAUCUACCCGCCCGAUUUCUACGAAGGGGGGCAAUAUGUUGACCUUCCGUACGGCAGGAUUCGGUACUGGGUGUUUGGCCCGGAGACGGGCAAGAAGAUCGUCUUUAUACACGGGUUCUCAAUCCCUGCGAUUAUAUGGAAGGAUGUGGCGCCAGAAUUAGCGGCACGCGGGUUCCGUGUCCUACUCUUUGACCUGUAUGGACGAGGAUACUCCGACGCACCCCAGACGGCCUAUGACACAGCCCUGUACACGACGCAGCUCGCGUUGUUGAUGCAGCAUGUUAAAUGGGAUAAAGCUUACAUUGCCGGUGUAUCAAUGGGCGGAGGAAUCGCCGCCGCUUUCACAGCUACCUUCCCUGAUUUAGUAGACGACAAGAUUGCCCUCGUCUGUCCAGCUGGCCUUAUGGAUACGAGCGAUAUAUCACGUACCAUGAAAUUCAUGUCCUCCCCCGCUUUGCAAGCGGUCACCUCCAGCUCACCCUUCCGAUUUUACCUGCGCCGAUUAGCAAACUCGACUUCCGACACGGAUCCCAUCGCAGAGCUCGUGCGGAUCCAAUCAGCGUACCUACCAGGUUACAAUCCCGCGCUCGCCUCGUCCCUCCGCGCGGGUCCACUUCGAGGUCUCAAACCAGCUGUCGAGACCCUCGGUCGCUCGGCACGCAAAGUGCUCCUGGUAUGGGGCACCGCCGAUAAAGUCGUCCCUUACAAAUACUCCUCUGUUAUGCAGGGUCUCCUGCCGAACUCGGAGCUAGUCACGAUAGAGGACGGGCCCCAUGAUCUGACGCUUACCCAUCCGAAACUCGUGACCGACGCUUUACUCCGAUUCUUCGAGGACGCCUCCUCCUGAGUUGUUGAGGAGGAUACGAUAUCGCAAGAUUCGCUCCCCUCAACGAUGUAUCACUAUUCCGGUGCUGCUCAUCCCGGCAUUGUACACUUCCGACAUAAUCCGUCCUGAUGUCACCCCAUACUCGUUCGCUUCUCGCGCCGCCUUGUUGUUGUUCACCCUUACAUGUAGCUUCUAGCUUCCUAUUAUUUCUGCCUUGUUUGGUUAUCGGGUUUAUGAGUAACCUACAGUAUAGAUUUCUAGUCAUGCCUACCUUAGAUCCGCAAUACAUGGACCUCUAGUAUUUAAUUAAUUCCAUGUGCGCUUCUCGGAAUGACCACUGGUUUUUG
This is a messenger RNA of Gloeophyllum trabeum ATCC 11539, 1391 nucleotides long. Its product is annotated as alpha/beta-hydrolase. The transcript has 9 exons. The record is from RefSeq and is a predicted model, not a curated record. Lineage: Eukaryota; Fungi; Basidiomycota; Agaricomycetes; Gloeophyllales; Gloeophyllaceae. The coding region runs from base 64 to 1065 and encodes 333 amino acids.